Messenger RNA from Ceutorhynchus assimilis (cabbage seed weevil), 1248 nucleotides. The record is from the annotation of a GenBank genome assembly. NCBI's taxonomy places the organism in Eukaryota, Metazoa, Arthropoda, Insecta, Coleoptera, Curculionidae.
CGCGUAUGUGUCAAACAGUGUCAAAAAUCACUUGUCAAAGUUUUUGGUAAAGUGGCUUCCGGCAUCUACGCGAGUGAACCAACGGGAACAGUCAGUGUCGAAUCGAACCUCACCGAGCGCACCAGAUAAUUCUGGGCAGGUCCUAUAUGACCAUUUUUACAGACUCUAUAAGUCUAAAAACGUAAACAAAAACGAGAAAAUGCAAAUUGUAAAUAGUGUAAAUAGUCGUGUGUGUAAAUAAAUAACGUGGCACCUACUCAAAAAGUGGGGGAACCCUGAUCUCUGACGCCCUGGUGAAAAUUUCGUGGAGGGAAAACUAGACAGUCAGCACAGGCACCCCUGAGAAGCUGCUCAUAUUUUCCAUCGGUAAAACAGAACAACAAAACCUUUCACAAUGGCGGACGACGAGAAAAAAAAAUUGGAAGAGGAAAAGAAGAGGAAACAAGCUGAAAUCGAAAGGAAAAGGGCUGAAGUCCGUGCCCGUAUGGAAGAAGCCUCCAAGGCUAAGAAGGCCAAGAAAGGUUUCAUGACCCCCGAAAGAAAGAAGAAACUUAGGUUGUUGUUGAGAAAGAAAGCCGCUGAAGAACUAAAGAAAGAACAAGAAAGGAAAGCCGCCGAAAGAAGGCGCAUCAUCGAAGAAAGAUGUGGUAAACCAAAACUGAUUGAUGAUGCCAAUGAAGGUACAGUUAAACAAGUUUGCGAGCAAUACUAUAGACGUAUCGUUGAUCUAGAAAAUAAGAAAUACGAUCUAGAAAAAGAAGUAGAAUUCAGAGAAUUCCAGAUUGCCGAUUUGAACAGCCAAGUCAACGACCUCAGGGGCAAAUUCGUUAAACCAACCCUCAAGAAAGUCUCCAAAUACGAAAACAAAUUCGCCAAGCUCCAAAAGAAGGCGGCCGAAUUCAACUUCCGUAACCAACUCAAAGUGGUCAAAAAGAAGGAGUUUACCCUUGAAGAAGAGGACAAAGAGAAAAAACCUGACUGGUCCAAGAAAGGAGAAAAGGUACAAGAAGCCGAGGCAUGAUCACGAUCCUCUUCCUCCAAUGAAACCCUUAUGUUUAAAUAAUAAUUACUUUAAAAUAACACUAUAUUCGUUUUUUUCUUUUCAAGGGUGUGUUUUGUACCGCGUAAUUUUCAAAUAAAACCUGUGUUGUACUGUAAAAUGUAACCGCCCGUGUACAUUAUGUUUAUUUAUAUCAUCAACUGCGUUAAUAUGUGUUUAUAAUUUAUUAAAAGACUUUGAAAAAGGUA